Molecule: messenger RNA, 2849 nt
Organism: Neogale vison (American mink)
Lineage: Eukaryota; Metazoa; Chordata; Mammalia; Carnivora; Mustelidae
Gene: ALDH9A1
Product: aldehyde dehydrogenase 9 family member A1
Exons: 12
Coding region: 48-1619 (523 amino acids)
Molecular function (GO): aminobutyraldehyde dehydrogenase (NAD+) activity; 4-trimethylammoniobutyraldehyde dehydrogenase (NAD+) activity
Source: RefSeq, a predicted model, not a curated record
CCUCCCCGCAGCCCCAAACCUCUGCUCCUCUGCCGCGCGCGUCCCCCAUGUUUCUCCGAGCCCGCUCGGCAGCUCUCGUUCCGCUUCUCCGCACCCUUCGGCCUGUUCCUGUUGCGGCCAUGAGCACCGGCACUUUCGUUGUGUCGCAGCCGCUCAAUUACCGCGGCGGGGCCCGCGUGGAGCCGGCGGACGCCUCGGGCACCGAGAAGGCGUUCGAGCCCGCAACCGGCCGAGUGAUAGCCACUUUCACGUGCUCGGGAGAGAAGGAAGUAAAUUUGGCUGUCGCAGAUGCAAAAGCUGCCUUUAAAAUAUGGAGGCAGAAAUCCGGCAUGGAGCGCUGUCGAAUUCUUUUGGAGGCUGCCAGGAUAAUAAGGGAACGGAAGGAUGAGAUCGCCACGGUGGAGACCAUCAACAAUGGCAAGUCCAUCUUCGAGGCCCGCUGGGACAUCGACACUUCGUGGCAGUGCCUGGAGUACUACGCUGGCUUGGCGGGCUCCAUGGCCGGCGAACAUAUCCAGCUCCCAGGCGGCUCCUUCGGUUAUACCAGAAGAGAACCGCUUGGUGUCUGUGUGGGAAUCGGUGCCUGGAAUUACCCCUUCCAGAUCGCCUGCUGGAAGUCUGCGCCUGCCUUAGCCUGUGGUAACGCCAUGGUCUUCAAGCCGUCUCCCUUCACGCCGGCGUCCGUGCUGCUGCUGGCCGAGAUCUACACGGAGGCCGGCGUGCCCCCGGGGCUCUUCAACGUCGUGCAGGGAGGGGCGGCCACGGGCCAGUAUCUGUGUCAGCACCCCGACGUGGCCAAGGUCUCCUUCACUGGGAGUGUGCCCACCGGCUCGAAGAUCAUGGAGACGGCAGCUAAGGGAGUCAAACCCGUUACCUUGGAACUGGGAGGCAAAUCGCCCCUGAUCAUCUUCUCGGAUUGUGACAUGGAGAACGCCGUGAAGGGGGCGCUGAUGGCCAACUUCCUCACGCAGGGCGAGGUUUGUUGUAAUGGCACAAGAGUAUUUGUGCAAAAGGAGAUUCUUGAUGAAUUUACAAGGGAAGUGGUGAAACGGACCGAGAAGAUAAAAAUCGGAGAUCCCCUUCUGGAAGAUACGAGGAUGGGUCCCCUCAUCAACCGCCCACACCUGCAGCGAGUCCUCGGGUUUGUUAAGCUGGCAAAGGAGCAGGGUGCUAAAGUGCUGUGUGGUGGAGACGUACACGUACCCGAAGAUCCCAAACUGAAGGACGGAUAUUACAUGAGACCUUGUGUACUGACUAACUGCAGAGAUGACAUGACCUGCGUGAAAGAGGAGAUCUUUGGACCAGUUAUGUCCAUUUUACCAUUUGACACCGAAGCUGAGGUCCUGGAAAGAGCCAAUGAUACCACUUUUGGCUUAGCAGCUGGGGUCUUUACCAGGGACAUCCAGCGCGCACACAGAGUGGCGGCCGAGCUGCAGGCCGGAAUGUGCUUCAUCAACAACUACAACGUCAGCCCCGUGGAGCUGCCCUUUGGAGGAUACAAAAAGUCAGCCAGCUACGUUCAAGUAUCCGAAAAGCAGGAGUGUUCAGGAGGAAGCAGGUUUCCAGCGUGGACCUCGGAAACUGGCACUGUGGCCAGAGAGGCCCAAGAGGGGAGAUGAGGAAAAGGUUAAGAGCAUCGGAAAGGUUAAGUAAUCUGCCCAAGGUCACACAGCCAUCACAGAGGAAGCCUGGACUCACACACAGUCAGAGCUGCUGGGCUCCAGAGUCUAUGCUUUCAACCCUCGCCCCUACUGCCUCUUAAUGAGAUUGGAGAUCAAGUCUGACCACAUCUGACUUCUUUUGGAACUUUUCUAUCUCCCCAAACUCUCUCCUGAGCAUGAACUAUAUUAAUAGGAACAGAGAGCUAAUAAUUAACUCCAAGUCUGUGACGGAUUAAAGCCUGAGAACUUUCUAGUUGGAAGAAAGAAAAAAACUUGGAAGAGGUCCAAAAACUAACUUAUUUUUAAAUUUCUUUUAAUGAGUGUCAGCACUGCAGUAUGACAAGAGGAAAAAUUCUAGGAAGGAAAAACUUCCUCCAGUCUUUCGGGUGUGCAGGUUUGCAAGGAGCAAAGCAACACAGAAAUUGGUAUUUCUUUUCCCAUCAUGACUUCCACACAACCUGUGCCUUAACUGGCAUUACACAGAACUGAAGGUCAUGGGGAAACUAAGCCCUGACUUCCACAAGAGGAAAACAAAAAUCUCAAAUGAGUCACAGUGACACCACUUGGAUUUUCCAUCCCAAGAAAUGUGGGCAGACCGUAGUUAAUUCUCAGCAGCUGCUGAGUCCUCACAAGGGUAUCGGACAUUCUGGAUAAAUGAACCACUGAGCUGCCUGAAACAGGGUUAGUCUCUUUAUGCCUGUCUGUACUUAGGAUGAAGCUGAGCCAAAAUCAUUCACGUUGCUUUGGAUGGGAAUUAAAAUACCACAAAUUAAGGGGAAAAAAAAAAAAAGAGUGAACUAAAGCACCGAAGUAUUAGAGAACUGAGUUCCAGUUAAUGAAUAGGUCAACGCUGGCAAGAACUCAGAGGGUCAACGGGGGGACUUACAAGCCCAAACGAUGAAAUCCUUAAAAGUAUUUGCAAAUGUUAUUUGGAAAGUACUGCAAUUUUCCCCAGCUCCUCAUUGAUGUUUUUCUCCUCACAAGGGUUAAGUAGGUAGGUAGACACUGGAAGAGAGGGUGAGGGAAACAGGAAUGCUUUUGUACACAGUAGUAUCCUAGAUCGUAACUGCUGAAUCCUCCUUUUUCAGGAGGACUGCAAACUCGUAAGUGGUAUUGAUGAAUUCAACUGCAGAAAGUGUAACAUUAUAUAGAUUCUUUUAAAAAAAAAAACACUGCAUAAAAAUACUA